Molecule: messenger RNA, 1827 nt
Organism: Letharia columbiana
Lineage: Eukaryota; Fungi; Ascomycota; Lecanoromycetes; Lecanorales; Parmeliaceae
Exons: 6
Coding region: 1-1827 (608 amino acids)
Biological process (GO): proteolysis
Molecular function (GO): serine-type endopeptidase activity; tripeptidyl-peptidase activity
Source: RefSeq, a predicted model, not a curated record
AUGUUUACCAAGCACACUCUUCCGGCGGCAAGCCUAUGGCUCUCGCUCACUCUUUCCACCUUCGCCGCCAUACACGAGCAAUUGGCCACCAUCCCUCUUGGAUGGAAGCAAGUUGGGGCUCCCGCUGAAAACGAUACCAUGAUCCUGCAGAUUGCCUUGGCACAACAAAAUCUCGAUCAAUUGGACGCCAAAAUCAUGGCUGUCUCCACCCCUGGCAGUGCUUCUUACGGGCAAUAUAUGGACGGCGAUGCUGUCGCUGCUAUGCUCGCGCCAUCAGCUGAUGCGAGUCCUGCGGUCUUGGCUUGGCUGAAAGGGGCUGGUGUCACCAACGCAUACAGUGAUGGCGCAAAUGUGAACUUCUCAACUACAGUCAACCUGGCGAAUAGUCUUCUUAGCACCACAUUCAGUUACUAUGAAAAUGCCGGCAUUCAGAAGCUGCGAACGAUCGGAUACUCCGUUCCGGACGACCUCCAGACUCACAUCGAUCUCAUCACGCCUACUACGUACUUCGGAAAAACAGUACCUCAGAUUCCAGUACCAAAAAUGGUUCCCCGGGUGGGGAAACUUUCUCCCCGCUACUUCAAUGGUAGCACCAAUAGUACCACCAAUGACACUAUCGAUGCUAGCUGUGUUACUUUGAUCACGCCAACCUGUCUCAAAGAGCUAUAUAACAUCAACUAUACGCCUGAUCCCAAAUCCGGAAGCAAGAUCGGGUUUGGAAGUUUCCUGAAUCAGUCUGCUCGCACGCAAGAUCUUUCUCUUUUCCAGACAGCGCAAGAUAUUCCUCAGCAAGGAUUCUCCGUUCAGCUCAUCAACGGAGGUAUCAAUGAUCAAGCCAUCGACGACAACCAUGGAGAAGCCGAUCUUGAUGUCGAGUACAUAAGUGGAAUUAGCCACCCGCUUCCAAUUAUCAGCUUCAUCACUGGAGGAUCACCCCCUUUCAUCCCCAAUCUGGAUGAGCCGACUGCUGCAGACAACGAAAACGAGCCGUAUCUCAAUUACUACCAGUACCUGCUGUCGCAACCGAAUAGCGCGCUGCCAAACGUCAUUACCAACUCCUAUGGAGAUGACGAGCAAACUGUGCCGGAGAAAUACGCCAAGCGAGUUUGCUACAUGAUUGGCCAACUAGGUCUAAGAGGGAUCUCCGUUCUCGAAUCUGCAGGUGAUACGGGCGUCGGUGCACCCUGUCAAUCCAACGACGGCAAAAAGACACCACAGUUUACGCCUCAAUUCCCAGGCACAUGUCCUUACAUCACCGCAGUCGGCGGUACUCAAUCGAUCGAGCCCGAGAUCGCCUGGGUCGCCGGCUCCGGAGGCUUCAGCAAUUACUUCCCUCGCCCUGAGUACCAAGCAGCCGCGGUAUCCACCUACCUGAAUGACCACAUCAGCGCAGCUACCAAAGACUACUUCAGCGCUUUCACCAACUUCGCCAACCGCGGGUUCCCAGAUGUUUCGGCCCAUAGCUUGACCCCUGACUACGCCGUAGUAGUCAACGCAGCAGCCGAUCUCUCCGGUGGCACCUCGGCCGCAGCCCCUGUCUUCUCCUCCGUUAUCGCCCUUCUCAACGACGCCCGCUUCAGAGCCGGAAAGCCACCCCUUGGUUUCCUCAACCCAUGGCUGUACGCAAUCGGCUUCACAGGCCUCACAGACAUCACCGGUGGUCAAAGCGUCGGCUGCAACGGCAUCGAUGGCCAAACGGGGGCGCCGGUCCCAGGGGGCAGCAUCAUCCCGUACGCGAGCUGGAACGCAACGGAAGGGUGGGAUCCGGUCACGGGACUAGGCGUGCCGAAUUUCGAGAAGUUGUUGGCUCUGGCGCUGAACUUUUAG